Messenger RNA from Rhagoletis pomonella (apple maggot), 3599 nucleotides. RefSeq names its product protein lethal(2)denticleless (gene l(2)dtl). The transcript has 4 exons. Lineage: Eukaryota; Metazoa; Arthropoda; Insecta; Diptera; Tephritidae. Gene Ontology annotation, molecular function: protein binding; protein-macromolecule adaptor activity. The record is from RefSeq and is a predicted model, not a curated record. Gene Ontology annotation, biological process: proteasome-mediated ubiquitin-dependent protein catabolic process; mitotic G2 DNA damage checkpoint signaling. Gene Ontology annotation, cellular component: nucleus. The coding region runs from base 876 to 3296 and encodes 806 amino acids.
CCAUUUGCUCCGAACCGGUUCACUUUUCACUUUUGGUUUCCAUGGUCUUACUAUGGGUGGAUGACAUAUUUUCGGGUGAACUUUUUUUCAGGCGAAACUCAGGAUAAGGCAGAUUCACUUUUUUUUACUAAUAUAAUGCGUGCGUCAAAAGUUGAGAGUUGGGCGAAUUUUAUCAGUUGCGGCAGUGCAUGCGUUGCCUAUGUGGCGUCUUCUAUUCAAAAUCACAUAGUUAACUUGCAUAUCAGUCAAAAGCAUCCCUGUGACGCAGAAUUUCUAUCUGGCGGGGCCUUAAGAACGUCGUUCAAUUUCGGUUGGUCCCAUACAAGUUGUACGUGCAUGAGACAUUAAAUUGGCGGCGUGCGUGAAUAUUAGGUUGACGUGUUCCCCUUCUCGCCCAAGGAAAAGCGGUUUCAGAUGGCGUCAGAAAACGCUCUCCCAACGCUUUUGUUCAGGUAUGGCAAUUAACAGUGGAAACUUGCGGUCUUCACCUGACGUUUAUUACGCAGCAUUACGUUAAUUACGUUGAUAACGCAGCUUUUUUAAGAUAAUCUUUAGAAGGUGGAUACGUAGGGGCACACCAGGCGAUUGUUGCUUUCAUCUAAAAGUUGCCUGUAAAUAAUAAGAGAAUUUUUUUUUGAAUAACCCUGCACUUUGCAAUGAUCUGGCUACACUAUCAAAUGCAAUAGCAAUUUUUGACAAUUGCGCGCAUUUUUUUUUACAACUGACAGCGACGAUUCCUUGAAUGGACUACUUUAUUUCAAAACUUCAAUAUACGCAGAUGUGGAGUAGCGAUUAAUAAUUAUUUUUAACUUGGCAUUAUUUAAUAAAGAUUAUUUGCUACGGGAAAGAAAUACGUAGCUUUUAGCUAGUGAAAAAUGAAUAGGAUUCAAAUGCUUUUCAAUCGCCAGCAGGGCAUUGCAAAUGACUUCACAUAUGAUUUUGCUUUACGACGGCUUUGUGUGGCCAAAGAAGACAGCUGGCGUGGAAUAUUGCCUUCUAAUUAUAGUUCAGACUAUAAUCCAGAACCACCGAUAUUUGCAGCGAAAUUUGCAAACUGUGAUAAUUUCAGACAUAUUUUAGCCAUUGCUAAUGAAGAUGGGAAGAUAGCGCUACAAGAUACCACAAAAAGAAACGAAGAACCCGAAGAGCGAGCACUCAAUGCACCACAGUGUCAUUACAACGCCGUUUUCGAUUUGGAAUGGGCGCCUGGGCAGAUGAAAUUCGUAUCUGCUUCUGGUGACCACACGGCUAGCUUAUGGCAAGUGGAUGAAGGCGGCGAAAUACGUAACAUACGGUCCUUUGAAGGGCAUACGCGUUCCGUAAAGACAGCGGCCUUUCGAAGACAUGACCCAUCUGUAUUUGCCACAGGUGGACGAGAUGGCGCGAUUAUAAUUUGGGAUACCCGUGCAAACUUAAAUGUGGAUUUAACACCACGAGCAGAUAACUGCAUUUAUAGCGGACAUGUCGGGGGACCGGGGACGCCAAUGUCACAAAAAAAGCGUACACGCACACCUAAGAUGACGGCUAAUGCCACGUCAAGCAGCAUUACAGGAUUGGCUUUUCAGGAUACCAACACUCUUAUUUCAUGUGGUGCAGGUGAUGGCAUCAUAAAAGUAUGGGACUUACGGCGAAAUUAUACCGCAUAUAAAAAAGAACCUCAUCCUAAAUAUAGCCUACCUUAUGCUGGCACAAGUACAUUUAAAGGCUUCACUAAUCUUAUAGUCGAUGAAUCGGGUUCACGACUCUUUGCUAACUGCAUGGACAAUACAAUCUACGCCUAUAACCUAUGCUCAUAUUCCUCGAAACCUAUAGCACGAUUCAAAGGCCUCUUAAAUAGUACUUUCUAUAUAAAAUCCUGCCUUAGUCCAGAUGGAAAGUACUUGCUAAGUGGAAGUAGUGACGAGAAAGCUUAUAUAUGGAACCUUAACUAUCCAGAUGAACCAUUGGUGGCAUUGUACGGCCACACAGUGGAGGUAACUUGUGUAGCAUGGGGUUCCACACACGAUCAGCCCAUUGUAACAUGUAGCGAUGACGCAGUUCACAAAAUUUGGCGCAUUGGCCCGGAGAACAUAAACGAAGGUGAAUAUUUGGAGUUAUGUCGAGGGUAUGCUAAGUAUGAGCGUGAAUUCGGAAAAAAGACACAUGGGUCAACACAUAAGUACAACUUACGUGAUCUGGAGAAUACACCCCGAUCACUAAAGCGACUAAUGGAUCAGAACGAACGCACACCUAGCUCAGUUGAAAAGGUGACUAUGAAACGCUCUUUUUUGGAGAUGCUAGGCGCUGUUGGUGGUGGUGACGAUAGUGACACCCAAGAUGCGAAACGACAAAAGCCCUUGGAGUCCAGAGGUCGCCGAUUAUUUAGUCCUUCGUCGAAUAUAUCCAAUUCGUCGACAUCACCACAAAUGCGCUGCAUUGCUUUACAGCUUAGUGUUAUACCUGAAGAGCUUACUUCUUCUCCCCCGAGUCCUAUAACAAGCCGAGUACCACAUGCACACAACAAUGACAGUAACCAAGAAAAUACAGUGGGAUCCACGCUACCAUACGUUUUAUUGAAGCACACACACCCAGCCAUACCAACACCGCUUACUGAAAGAUCAGUAACUGAAAACCAUAACAUUAAUUAUUCUUCACCACCAAACACAUCAACGACGGCUUCUACCACAACUGCGCAACAGCCACCUUUGUCUUCGAUGAUAUUUUCACCUACAUCAAAUCUGCCGAACUACGUACUUGACGGUGAGGCUCCACAUCUGGGUAUUAUGUCACCCAAACGAAAGUACAAAGAAAAGGUUGAUUGGUUAACUAAAAUACGGAAACAAAAAUUAAUGUCGACACGUAAUGCGUCCUUAUCCGACAAAAUUAUUGAAGACUGCAAUGGUGCAGUGUCCGUGUCCCCAGUAGCCUCAUCGUCGUCACGACUACAUAAUUUGCGACAGUCUGAGGCUAGUCCGCGCGUCACAUCGACUCCACGACGACGCAUGUCAAGUGGCUCGCGAGAUACUCGUGCAAAUAAUUCCCCUUCAACGUCUAGCCAUCAUAACCCACAUCAUCCAAAAACACCAACAUCUAGUCGGCGCAACAGUGAAACCACAAUUUUACGAUUUUUCAGUGUUCGCACACAACAAACCAGAACUACAACUGAGCCUAUACCGACCGGUCCAAACGCUACGGAAACUAAUGACCUUGAUCGUCUGCCAUUGUCACCUGCGAAUUCUAAUACCCAUAGUGGUAGCAGAGGACUCGCUUACAACCCAUCCACACAUGCUCAAGCUACAACAACUUGUAACGACUGAUUUUUUAACGUCUUGAUGCUUUAGCGUAAAAGUAAUUAAUUUUUCACAUGCAAUUUUGGUAAUAUGUAUGCUUUACUUCGAUUGUGCAUCAAUUUGUGCAUAUAUCAAUUGAAACAAUGCGGGUAUGCAUACACCGUUAUUUACUUUUUAAAAAAGUUUUUUUUUUUUAUAAUUAAUAGACUUAUUUUUAGUUUGUAUGACAUAAUUUUAAGUGUAACUGAAGGACUUUUCUAAAUGAAAUAGAAAAUUGCUUAGGCAUAUAUGAGAAAUAAAUUGGAAGCCCGUUUUCGCAAAGCGUUAAAA